This is a messenger RNA of Aureobasidium pullulans EXF-150, 771 nucleotides long. RefSeq lists its product as uncharacterized. The record is from RefSeq and is a predicted model, not a curated record. The transcript is spliced from 2 exons. Lineage: Eukaryota; Fungi; Ascomycota; Dothideomycetes; Dothideales; Saccotheciaceae. Gene Ontology annotation, biological process: regulation of transcription by RNA polymerase II. Bases 1 to 771 code for a protein of 256 amino acids. Gene Ontology annotation, cellular component: nucleus.
AUGUCGCCCGCAAAAUCUUCAAGCCCCGCAGAUGAUUCGGAUCCUCAGGAUGCUCGACCAACGAAGAAUGGAGAGGACGACGAAAGAAGAAGCAGUUCGAUCGCUUUUUCGCCCACGAGCUUCAAACCUCUAAAUCACCGCCGGUCUGCACCAAAACAUAACGACGCUGGUAAAUUCGAAUGUCAAAAUUGCCACCAAAUUUUUGAUCGCAAAUGCGAAUGGAACAAACACAUGGACAAGCACGAACGGCCAUACAAGUGCGACAAGCCGCAAUGCGCCAAGCUGCUGGGCUUCACAUACUCGGGUGGUCUUUUGCGUCAUGAACGCGAAGUCCACGGCAUGCACGGCGGACCCAAGGAGCAGCUCUUCUGUCCGAUCAAACACUGCAAGCGACACACUGAACAGGGCUUCACACGUCGUGAGAACCUGCAGGAGCAUCUACGCAGGGUGCAUAAACUGCAAGACGUGGACAGUGUAGAAGCUGCUGCGCAAGACGCACCCACGCCCGGAACCGCACCAUCUGAUCACGACUCUGAAGAUGAAGGCCGAGCGAGUAAGCGCAAGCGUAUGAGUGUUGUAAGUCAGAAUGAGGAAUUGCCGGAAGAGGACGUCCGAGCGGAAUUGAAGAAGCUGCGGCUUGACAACUUCGAGCUCAAGCGCAUGUGGGAGGCUCAACGCGAAGAGAUCGGCGAGAUGAAACAGCAGCUCAAACAGCUCACGACACAACAACACAUACAGCUGCAGAGAUGGCGACCCGACGGAACAGGAUGA